UCAGACACCUGCGGCCCAGGAAGGGAGGAACCUGAAGGGAGGCGUCCCCAGACUGGGUAGAUCAGUGAGACACAUUUUUUUUCCAACCUAAGGGUUUUUGUUUUUUUUCUCACACAACAGCACACAGGGCUUUCCUGUAAACUGAAAAGUUAAAGAAGACAGACACAAACUAGAAGAAUAGUUUAGUAAUGGACUCCAGACUGUAUACCAGCACAUAGAGAAGCAUAACCCACAACUUUAUGGAUAAUACCGCUCAACUUGUCGGAACAGUUGGAAAUACUUCUGUGAAAGGCUGGUGAACUCUGCUCUCCCAGGGAGAUUACAGUGGGACAUGCUUCCAGCCACUGAACAGCUUGACUUCACUUGCAGCGUCAUGGGAAUCUUGCUCGCACAGAGGAGACUGAACUGUACUACUGACAGUAUGCAGUCUGUUGUAGUUUUUAUGUGAUAUUAUGGAAGUCUGCUGUAUGCAACAUGUUUGUGUUUCACUAAACAGGAAUACAGGAUAGUGUUGUUAUUAUUAGCGCCCUCCUGGAGAAGGUAAGGGGAGCCGGGGAGAUUUGUCCAUACAAAGGCCUUUUGUUCCCAGCCAGCGGUAGAGGUGGAAUAGCAGCAGCUUGGAUAACUGGAGGUGGGGUGAUAAACUUUUUGUGACAUUUUCAUUGGACACUUUGCUAGAGCUACUACCUGUUUUGGUUUGCCUCAUUUUGCUCUCAGUUGGUGUGACACUUUGAACAAUAAUGGACAGUGCAAGUAAUAACUCAGAUGGACCGGGGAAGCAGCCCCCUAGUUCCAUCCUGAAUGUCUUCAGCAAUUUCUUCAGCCAGGAUAGAUCUGCAUCUUCAGAUGUGGAGUCGGCCUUGCUGACGUCUUUGAAGGAGCUGUCAGAUGGGGAGGAUCCUCUUUCUGAAGGUGGCCAAACUACUAACAGUGAAAACAAGCUUCAAGGGAGGCAAGAUAUGAAUCAGGAUAAUGUGACUGCUUCAGGGCAGAGGGCUGAAUCAUCGAAAACCUGCAAGGAGUCUGGCGACCAAGUUAAAACAGCAGCUAGAGCCUCGGUUGACCCAGAUCUGGUCCAGGUCACAAGGGUGGAAACGUAUAGUGACACAGAAAAUGAGUAUGAGGAGGUGACCCAAAACAGCACUAGUCUGUUGGAGAAGCUUGCCAGGACUAGUGGGCCUAGCCUACCUGAGGUGAACAAUAAUACAGGGGACCAUGGUGAUGAGCUAAAAGAUGUCAGUGAGGCAGAGGCAGAGUACCAAGUGCCUAUGUUUAGAACACACAAACUUAAGGAGAGAUCCCGCACAGAAGCUAUUCUAUAUUCAGGUAGGUUCGUCAGCAGAACUGACUCUAGGACAGUUCUUGUCUCUUCAGUUUCUAAACAGGGAGAUGGCUGCAGUCCUAAGGAGAGCACCACCAUUGUGUCCGUGGAUGCAGAAACAUCUGGUGCAAGAAAGAAUAGUAGCGACAAUGUGGGAAUGGAUGACGAAGAGUAUGCUGGCAUAGAUUGUUCUCUGCCAGUUCCUUCUGUCAUCUCCGGACAUCUGGCUUUGAAGGCUGCAGGCCAAAAUGCUGCCACUGCCUCUCCUUUAAAGCACACAGAGGACUUAGAUAGUACACAAAAAGAGGAGACACGUGAGCAAAGGGCUGAAGCUGAGGAGGGGACUGAGGAACCGCAUUCCAGCCAGGUGUCCUCCUCUGUUCCGUCCGUCCCCAAGACUCCUGAAGUUUCAGUCCAAUCAUCCUCCGGUCCAGAGGAGCAGUCAGACUCCGCUGGUAUCACAAAUCACCCUACAGGGUUUAGAAAACCCAUGUCGCUGUCAUCAGCACCUGAAGAGUCCCCAGGUGACAUCCAGCCAAGUGCCAGUCCUGCCUCACAGCGCACAACUGCUCCAAAGACACCAGAAACAAACACACCACCUCCCGCUUCACCGGUUUCCCCCUCCUCUACCUCCUCCAUCUCAUCCCCAUCCAGGGGCACGUCGAUCUCUUCGCCCCCUUCCUUCCAGAUGCCGGCUCUCUUCAGUGGGUUGCGGGUGCUGAAGAAAGGAGUGGUGGGGGAAGACAGGGAGACAAUGUCAGAGAUCAAGCAGAGGGAGAAGGAUGCUGACCUGGCCCUGCUCAGCCUGAAGAAGACAGUAAACAAAGCCAAGUUCUUCCCUGAGCAGCAGACAGCCACUCCGGCCAAAAAACAUGCUGAGCCUAAACCUGUUGCGGAAACUAAAAGCACUUUAAUGGGACAGCUCAGUCAGCUGCUCAACCUAGACAACCAGGUUGAGACCAAAAAGGAACACAGCAAAAAAGAGCCUGAGAAUGGAGAAGAGGUUGUGGGAAAGAAAUGUCCAGAACCAGAAACCCCUACAUCCCCACCAGAAAAAAUGAAAACCUCAGACCUGGCCUAUGAAACCUUCAGGAGCAUCUUUGGCCCCAAAACUGCCAAAAAAGAAAAAACUGAAAAUGUGGAUCUGGAGGCCGUAAAAAAGAAAAUCAAGAAUGACAAGGAAAACCUGAGGUCUAUUUUUGAGAGAACCUCCAAAUCCCCUGGCAAAGAACUCAGAAGUCCCACAGAGGCAAAUACGGAGGUCACAUCCCCUACAGACAGUGAGGACCGCACUCCAGGGCGUCUGCAGGCGGUGUGGCCCCCACCCAAACCUAAAGAUGAGGAAGAGAAGGUGGGGCUCAAAUACACCGAGGCAGAGCACCAGGCUGCCCUCUUGCAGCUGAAGAGAGAGUGCAAGGAAGAACUGGAGAGGAUGCAUUCCGACUUUGAGCUCCAGAUCUUCCAACUGCGUGGUGAGAAUGCUGUCUCAAUAUCACACCUGGAAGGAGUCAUUGCCAAGAUGCAAAGUGACAGGGCGUACAAUACAGGCCAGGAGCGAGGUGAGGUCUGCGAUGCUGCUGUGUCCACUGCAGAUGACCCCAUUCUCAAGACCUGCCGCACCGUCGGUAUCCAGACAGACAGGGAGACCUUCAUCAAGAACCCUGAGGGUGACGGCAGUGGGCUCGCUCAAGGCCCCAGCCAGAACGUGCCAAAAAAACUAAAUUUUGACUCCCUCGGACUAAAUCUCAAAGCUGAAACGGCCCCAGGGCAUCCUGGACCUCCUCCUCCUCCUCCUCCCCCACCAGGCCUCUCAGGACCACCACCACCACCACCCCCUCCUCCUCCUCCUCCUCCUCCUCCUCCCCCUUUGCCAGGCAACAUGGGAGCACCGCCACCACCCCCACCACCACCUCCUCUUCCUGGAGGUGGUCCGCCGCCCCCGCCUCCCCCUCCUGGCCUACCUGGAGCUGGUCCACCUCCUCCUCCUCCGCCUCCAGGCUGUGGCCCGCCCCCUCCUCCCCCUAUGGGGGGCUUCACUCUCGGCCAGAAGGUCGAUAAGGCCCCACGGAAACCUGCCAUUGAGCCGGCCUGUCCUAUGAAGCCUCUGUACUGGACCAGGAUACAGAUACAGGACAAUAACAACAACACACUCUGGGGUUCUCUGGAGGAACCAAACCUUGUCAAUGCCAAUGAGUUUGAGGAUCUUUUCUCCAAGGCCACGCUACAGCAGAAGAAGAAACCCCUGUCGGACAGCUAUGAGAAGAAAGCCAAAACUAAGAAGAUCAUCAAGCUGCUGGACGGGAAGCGUUCCCAAGCAGUUGGCAUCCUCAUAUCGAGCCUGCAUCUGGAGAUGAAGGACAUUCAGCAAGCUGUUCUUACUGUGGACAACUCUGUGGUGGAUUUGGAGACCAUUGAGGCUUUAUAUGAAAAUAGGGCCACCAGUGACGAGAUGGACAAGAUAACGAGACAUUAUGAGAAUUCUAAAGAAGAUGAAGUCAAACUGCUGGACAAACCUGAACAGUUUCUCUAUGAGCUCUCCCAGAUUCCCGACUUUGCGGGCCGAGCCCACUGCAUCAUCUUUCAGUCAGUAUUCCUCGAUACCAUCUCCUCCAUCCGUCGCAAGGUGGAGAUCAUCUUGAAUGUAUGCAAAAAUCUGUUAGAUUGUAAUCGUUUGCGGGAUGUAAUGGGUCUUGUUCUGGCCUUUGGGAACUAUAUGAACGGAGGGAACAGGACAAGAGGUCAGGCCGAUGGAUUUGGACUGGAGAUCCUCCCAAAACUAAAGGACGUCAAGAGCAGGGACAAUCGUAUGAAUCUGGUGGAUUAUGUUGCUUUAUACUACCUGCGUAAUUUUGACACGCAUGCUGGCACAGACAAGAGUGUGUUCCCUCUGCCGGAGCCUCAGGAGUUCUUCCAGGCUGCUCAGGUUAAGUUUGAUGACCUCACCAAGGACAUCAGGAAGCUGAAGAAAGAUCUGACUGCUUGUGAGAAGGACGUGCAGAAGGUGUGUGCUAACUCGUCAGAGGAACACCUCCAACCCUUCAAGGAGAAGAUGGAAGGAUUUAUCUCUGCUGCUCAAAAGGACCAUUCAGCUGAAGAGGACCGACUCAGUGCAGCACAGAAAAGUUUCCAGGACACGGUGAACUACUUUGGGGUUAAGCCAAAGUCCGGGGAGAAAGAAGUGGCCCCGAGUUACAUUUUUAUGCUUUGGUACGAGUUUUGCAAUGACUUCAAGAACACUUGGAUACGACAAAGCAAGAACAUCUCCAAGGAAAGGUUGAAGGAAGCUCAAGAAAACAUCAAGAAGAUCACAGCGGAGAAGAGAGUUGAAACCAAGAAGAUCAAUGCCAACAGUCUGAAAGAGAGGCUGCGGCAGAAGGAAGCCGGCGUGUCCUCCAGCUGAAUGAAAUGACACAGCAGAAGAAGAAGAAAUGAGUGGUGGUGGUGAGAAAGUUGGAGAAGAUCACAGAUCAGAAAGUGCGUAGGCCUCCUGUCUCCUGCGUUUACCACCUGCCUCAACAACAGCGGACUGCCCUCUGUCCGCUGUUGUCCCCGUAUGGAAUCACAAUAAAACCUCUCUGGACUCUUACUACUCCCACUGCCGUAUCUCUGCCCCACUAACAGCGCUGGACACUCCCCCACCCGCUCAUCCCCACCCUACGCUCCACCACCCUCAUGUUGAGCUUUUUCUGUCUGCUAUACAGAUAGAAGCUGGGCCUGCAGCGAGGAUGCAUGGCUGACUCAACCGCAGUGAUGAGAGUCUUAAAGGCCAAAGGUUGAUCUCAUUCAUCCAGUGUGGCGUGACCUCUGGGUGCCAAGCUUGUGAAAGGUCUCAAGGGGUCAGUGGGAUUCAUAACAGUGCCAGCUGACACAUUCAGGAGGGUUCCUUCUGGAUCUACAAGAGCUGAGAAACAAUUUCUUUCUGAAGUGCAGAUGAUAAUGCUCCUGUAUUAAGACGUUGAUGCUGUUAAAUGAAUAGAUGCAGCUGCAUGGAGACUGCUCAGAGGAAAAUCCUUAUUGAUAAAAAAGAUCGAUCUCUCUCUCUCUCUGGAAGCGGGGGGAAAAAGCAGUUCCCAGUCCUUUUGCUGUAGCGAAUAGCUUUUCAUUCACCAUGGCUCAUUAAAAGUCUUGUAAAUAUGUCAUGUUGUAGAAUCGGAAGGGACCGUGCAGCUUUGAGGAGUAUGAUAAAUGAUCUGCGCCGAGCUUCAAGUGCAGAUGAAGACAUGUUACGUUUAAAUGUGCGUGUGUGUACAAAUCAGUACGUGGAGGUUUUCACUGUAUUGUGUAGCACUGCACCAGACUGACCUUUCCUGGGUGACGGCCAGAGAAGAGCAGAAGCCUGGCAGCGAGCCUUGGCCCCCUCACACACACACACACGUACAUACAAACAUGUACUUAAAAACAUCAGAAGAACACAAGUCUUGGCCAUGCACCCAUUCUAACCCAAGAUAUUAAAUAUACAUUAUGCAAAGUUGUUAAUCCUUCAUUGAGUGCUUAACAUCACAUUGCGUCCGGCAGACUUUUAAGCACUUUACUGCUUGCAGUAGCUGUAUGUCGUAACUUGCUAUAAGCCGCACUCCGUUUUUCAGAUGUCUUGCACUUUUUUGCACCUCCUUUCCUAUGCAAGGGUAUGGUUUCCUUGUUGUAAGAUUUAUGAAUUGUUUUGCUUCAUGAUGAAAUUCUGUUCGAUUUUUUUUUCUAAGAAAGCUCAAUUUUCGCAAAUGUAAGAUGUAACCAUGCUCCUGUAACAUUCAAGAAAAGUCUAUUUAUGUAAGAAAAGAUUUAUUUUAUGCCAAAAAACAUCAGCUUUGUUCCCUUUGAGGCUGUAUUUUUAUGAGUUGUAACUGACCGAGAAGCUGCCUGAUAGGUCAGUCAGAUCAAAGAUAUAUUUUCACAUGGAUAUUACCUGUAUGUUGUGCCCACUGAUUUACAGGAAAUUGAGUAAUUUGCAUAGAAUUAAGACAGUUGUAGAGAUGAGGGUUGUAUUUUGGCUAUUGAGAACAUUUAAGCAUAUCACCUGAAGCCAUGUGAGUUGUUAUACCUCAGAUAGACUUCCAUUAUCUGACUAUCCAUAAAACUGCACCUUGAAUUACUUUUUUACCCUCCAAAGUCUUUUCACGUGUGCCAUUUAUUUUGUAUAAAAAUCUAGAUAUUUCAUAACUUUAAACUGCUAUGUUUGACUUCAGAGGGUUUGAAAACCAACAAAAAAGAGCAGAUACUGGCCAAGGAACUGCUGUAGCCUCUACUGUAUGUAUGUCGGUUCAUGUAACCUUCAGUAGCUCUCAUAUAGGUGCUCUGUAAUUUUAUGGAAUUGUUUUAAAUUUCAAGAAUAAACUACUGGAUGCCGAACAAACUGGA
Molecule: messenger RNA, 6676 nt
Organism: Siniperca chuatsi (mandarin fish)
Lineage: Eukaryota; Metazoa; Chordata; Actinopteri; Centrarchiformes; Sinipercidae
Product: formin-like
Exons: 17
Coding region: 741-4721 (1326 amino acids)
Biological process (GO): actin nucleation
Cellular component (GO): endoplasmic reticulum membrane; actin filament; nucleus
Molecular function (GO): microtubule binding
Source: RefSeq, a predicted model, not a curated record